Molecule: messenger RNA, 8831 nt
Organism: Pteronotus mesoamericanus
Lineage: Eukaryota; Metazoa; Chordata; Mammalia; Chiroptera; Mormoopidae
Gene: MYO5A
Product: myosin VA
Exons: 41
Coding region: 55-5688 (1877 amino acids)
Biological process (GO): vesicle transport along actin filament; actin filament organization
Cellular component (GO): cytoplasm; actin cytoskeleton; myosin complex
Molecular function (GO): ATP binding; microfilament motor activity; actin filament binding
Source: RefSeq, a predicted model, not a curated record
CCGGCGAGGUGCGGCCUCCGCACGGGCGGGGGGCAGCGACACCGCGGGCUCGCCAUGGCCGCGUCCGAGCUCUACACAAAGUUUGCCAGGGUUUGGAUACCAGAUCCUGAGGAAGUUUGGAAGUCAGCAGAGCUACUCAAAGAUUAUAAGCCUGGAGAUAAAGUCCUAUUGCUUCACCUUGAGGAAGGAAAGGAUUUGGAAUAUCGUCUAGAUCCAAAGACCAAGGAGCUGCCUCACUUAAGAAACCCUGACAUACUUGUGGGUGAAAAUGACCUCACAGCCCUCAGCUAUCUUCAUGAGCCUGCUGUGCUUCACAAUCUCAGAGUCCGGUUUAUUGAUUCCAAACUUAUUUAUACAUAUUGUGGUAUAGUCCUAGUUGCUAUAAAUCCUUAUGAACAGCUGCCUAUUUAUGGAGAAGAUAUUAUUAAUGCAUAUAGUGGUCAGAACAUGGGUGAUAUGGAUCCACAUAUCUUUGCAGUAGCUGAAGAAGCUUACAAGCAAAUGGCCAGAGAUGAACGAAAUCAGUCCAUCAUUGUAAGUGGGGAGUCUGGGGCAGGAAAAACAGUCUCAGCUAAGUACGCCAUGCGAUAUUUUGCAACUGUAAGUGGUUCUGCCAGUGAAGCCAAUGUUGAAGAAAAGGUCUUGGCCUCCAACCCCAUCAUGGAGUCAAUUGGAAAUGCCAAGACAACCAGGAAUGAUAAUAGCAGCCGUUUUGGGAAGUAUAUUGAGAUUGGUUUUGAUAAGAGAUAUCGAAUCAUUGGUGCCAAUAUGAGAACUUACCUUUUAGAGAAAUCCCGAGUGGUGUUCCAGGCAGAAGAGGAAAGAAACUAUCAUAUCUUUUAUCAGCUUUGUGCCUCAGCGAAGUUACCUGAAUUUAAGAUGCUGCGAUUAGGAAAUGCAAAUGACUUUCAUUACACAAAGCAAGGGGGCAGUCCUGUGAUCGAAGGAGUCGAUGAUGCCAAGGAGAUGGCACAUACGAGGCAGGCUUGCACUUUGCUGGGAAUUAGUGAAUCUUAUCAGAUGGGAAUUUUCCGAAUACUUGCUGGCAUUCUUCACUUAGGCAACGUUGGAUUUACGUCUCGAGAUUCUGACAGCUGCACAAUACCUCCCAAGCAUGAACCUCUCAGCAUCUUCUGUGACCUCAUGGGUGUGGACUAUGAGGAGAUGUGCCACUGGCUCUGCCAUCGGAAGCUGGCUACUGCCACGGAGACAUACAUCAAGCCCAUCUCCAAGCUGCAGGCUACGAAUGCCCGCGAUGCUUUGUCCAAGCACAUCUAUGCCAAGCUCUUUAACUGGAUUGUCGAUCAUGUCAAUCAGGCUCUCCAUUCUGCUGUCAAACAGCACUCUUUUAUUGGCGUGCUGGACAUUUAUGGAUUUGAAACAUUUGAGAUAAACAGUUUUGAACAGUUUUGCAUAAAUUAUGCAAAUGAAAAACUACAGCAACAAUUCAAUAUGCAUGUCUUCAAAUUAGAACAAGAAGAAUAUAUGAAGGAACAAAUUCCAUGGACUCUCAUAGAUUUUUAUGAUAAUCAGCCUUGCAUUAAUCUUAUAGAAUCUAAACUGGGCAUUCUAGAUUUGCUGGAUGAGGAAUGCAAAAUGCCAAAAGGUACAGAUGACACUUGGGCUCAAAAAUUGUACAACACACAUUUGAACAAAUGUGCACUCUUUGAAAAGCCCCGUCUAUCAAACAAAGCUUUCAUCAUUCAACAUUUUGCUGACAAGGUGGAAUACCAGUGUGAAGGCUUUCUGGAAAAGAAUAAAGACACUGUUUUUGAAGAACAAAUUAAAGUUCUUAAAUCAAGCAAGUUUAAGAUGCUACCAGAAUUAUUUCAAGAUGAUGAGAAGGCCAUUAGUCCAACCUCAGCCACCUCUUCAGGACGUACACCCCUCACCCGCAUUCCUGCGAAGCCCGCCAAAGGUCGACCAGGCCAGGCAGCCAAGGAGCACAAGAAAACGGUGGGGCACCAGUUCCGAAACUCCCUUCAUCUGCUGAUGGAGACCCUCAAUGCCACUACCCCUCAUUAUGUGCGCUGUAUUAAGCCCAAUGAUUUCAAGUUCCCAUUCACGUUCGAUGAGAAGAGGGCAGUGCAGCAACUGAGAGCAUGUGGUGUCCUGGAAACCAUCCGAAUCAGCGCGGCAGGUUUCCCCUCUCGGUGGACUUACCAAGAAUUUUUCAGCCGCUACCGUGUCCUAAUGAAGCAGAAAGAUGUGUUGAGUGACAGAAAGCAAACAUGUAAGAAUGUGUUAGAGAAGUUGAUCCAGGACAAGGACAAAUACCAGUUUGGUAAGACAAAGAUCUUUUUCCGUGCCGGUCAAGUGGCCUACCUAGAAAAACUGAGGGCCGACAAGCUGAGGGCUGCCUGUAUUCGGAUCCAGAAGACAAUCCGAGGGUGGCUGCUGCGGAAGAAGUACCUGCGCAUGCGGAAGGCAGCCAUCACUGUGCAGAGAUAUGUGCGAGGCUACCAGGCCCGAUGCUACGCUAAAUUCCUGCGCAGAACCAAGGCAGCAACCAUCAUUCAGAAGUACUGGCGCAUGUAUGUAGUCCACAGGAAGUACAAAAUUAAACGAGCUGCGACUAUUGUUCUUCAGUCUUAUUUGCGAGGUUACUUGGCCAGAAAUAGGUAUCGCAAGAUACUCCGUGAGCACAAAGCAGUCAUCAUUCAGAAGUGGGUCCGGGGCUGGCUGGCUCGCACCCACUACAAGAAGACCAUGCAUGCCAUCAUUUACCUUCAGUGUUGCUUCCGGCGGAUGAUGGCCAAGCGCGAGCUGAAGAAGCUUAAGAUUGAGGCCCGCUCCGUAGAGCGCUAUAAGAAACUCCACAUCGGCAUGGAAAACAAGAUUAUGCAGCUGCAGCGCAAAGUUGAUGAGCAGAACAAAGACUACAAGUGCCUCAUGGAGAAAUUGACCAAUCUGGAAGGAAUAUACAACUCUGAGACUGAGAAACUACGUAGUGACUUAGAACGUCUUCAGCUAAGUGAGGAGGAAGCUAAGGUUGCCACUGGACGGGUACUCAGUCUACAGGAAGAAAUUGCCAAGCUCCGGAAAGACCUGGAACAAACUCGGUCAGAGAAAAAAUCCAUUGAGGAACGUGCAGAUAAAUACAAACAAGAAACUGAUCAGCUGGUAUUAAUUCUGAAGGAAGAAAAUACUUUGCUGAAGCAGGAAAAAGAGACCCUUAAUCAUCUUAUUGUGGAACAGGCUAAGGAGAUGACGGAGACUAUGGAGAAGAAGUUAGUAGAAGAAACAAAACAACUGGAACUCGAUCUUAAUGAUGAAAGGCUGAGAUAUCAGAACCUUCUGAAUGAGUUUAGUCGCUUGGAAGAACGAUAUGAUGACCUCAAGGAAGAGAUGACUCUGAUGUUGAAUGUGCCGAAGCCUGGACACAAGAGAACAGACUCCACCCACAGCAGCAAUGAGUCUGAAUACACUUUUAGCUCUGAAAUUGCAGAAGCUGAAGACAUUCCAUUGAGGGCAGAGGAGCCAAGUGAGAAGAAGGUACCUCUGGACAUGUCGUUGUUCCUCAAGCUCCAGAAGCGGGUCACGGAGCUGGAGCAGGAGAAGCAGAUUAUGCAGGAUGAGCUGGACCGCAAGGAGGAGCAGGUGCUCCGCAGCAAGGCAAAGGAAGAAGAACGACCACAAAUCAGAGGUGCAGAACUGGAAUAUGAAUCGCUCAAGCGUCAAGAACUAGAAUCAGAAAACAAAAAACUGAAAAAUGAGCUAAACGAGUUACGCAAGGCUCUUAGUGAGAAAAGUGCCCCAGAGGUGACUGCUCCAGGUGCACCAGCGUACCGUGUCCUCAUGGAGCAGCUGACUUCCGUGAGUGAGGAGCUUGACGUCCGCAAGGAGGAAGUCCUCAUCUUGAGGUCUCAGCUAGUGAGCCAGAAAGAGGCCAUCCAACCCAAAAAUACAAUGACAGAUUCCACAAUACUUUUGGAAGAUGUACAGAAAAUGAAAGAUAAAGGUGAAAUAGCACAAGCAUACAUUGGUUUGAAAGAAACAAACAGAUCAUCUGCUCUGGAUUUCCAUGAGCUGAAUGAGGAUGGAGAGCUGUGGCUGGUUUAUGAAGGGUUAAAACAAGCCAACAGGCUCCUGGAAUCCCAGCUCCAGUCUCAGAAGAGGAGCCAUGAGAACGAGGCAGAAGCCCUCCGCGGGGAGAUCCAGAGCCUGAAGGAAGAGAACAACCGGCAGCAGCAGCUGCUGGCCCAGAACCUGCAGCUGCCCCCGGAGGCCCGCAUCGAGGCCAGCCUGCAGCACGAGAUCACCCGGCUGACCAACGAAAACUUGUAUUUUGAGGAAUUAUAUGCAGAUGACCCUAAGAAGUAUCAAUCCUAUCGGAUUUCACUUUACAGACGGAUGAUUGAUUUGAUGGAACAACUUGAAAAACAAGAUAAGACUGUACGGAAACUGAAAAAACAACUGAAAGUAUUUGCCAAAAAAAUUGGUGAACUAGAAGUGGGCCAGAUGGAGAACAUAUCUCCAGGGCAGAUCAUUGACGAACCCAUCCGUCCAGUCAACAUUCCCAGGAAAGAGAAGGAUUUCCAAGGAAUGCUGGAGUACAAGAAGGAAGAUGAGCAAAAACUUGUUAAGAACCUAAUUCUGGAAUUGAAGCCACGUGGUGUAGCAGUCAAUUUGAUUCCAGGGUUACCAGCAUACAUCCUAUUUAUGUGUGUUCGCCAUGCUGACUACCUGAACGAUGAUCAAAAAGUGAGGUCAUUGCUAACGUCAACAAUUAACAGCAUCAAAAAAGUAUUAAAGAAAAGAGGUGAUGAUUUCGAAACUGUUUCCUUCUGGCUUUCCAACACUUGCCGAUUUUUGCACUGUUUGAAGCAGUACAGCGGAGAAGAGGGCUUUAUGAAACACAACACGGCUCGCCAGAACGAACACUGCCUCACCAAUUUUGACCUGGCUGAGUACCGGCAGGUGCUAAGUGACUUGGCCAUUCAGAUCUACCAGCAGCUGGUGCGGGUGUUAGAGAACAUCCUUCAGCCAAUGAUCGUCUCAGGCAUGCUGGAGCAUGAGACCAUUCAGGGUGUGUCCGGGGUGAAGCCCACAGGGCUACGGAAGCGGACCUCCAGCAUCGCUGACGAGGGCACCUACACACUGGACUCCAUCCUCCGGCAGCUCAACUCCUUCCACUCGGUCAUGUGUCAGCACGGCAUGGACCCCGAGCUGAUCAAGCAGGUGGUCAAGCAGAUGUUCUACAUCGUGGGGGCCAUCACGCUGAACAACCUCCUGCUGCGGAAGGACAUGUGCUCCUGGAGUAAAGGCAUGCAGAUCAGGUACAACGUCAGUCAACUGGAAGAAUGGCUGCGUGACAAGAAUCUGAUGAACAGUGGGGCUAAAGAAACCCUGGAACCUCUCAUUCAGGCUGCUCAGCUUUUGCAAGUGAAAAAGAAAACAGAUGACGACGCAGAAGCCAUUUGUUCCAUGUGCAAUGCUUUAACUACUGCCCAGAUUGUCAAAGUGUUGAAUUUGUAUACACCAGUUAAUGAGUUUGAAGAAAGAGUCUCUGUGUCGUUUAUUCGUACUAUACAGAUGCGUUUACGAGACAGGAAAGACUCUCCUCAGCUGCUUAUGGAUGCUAAGCACAUCUUCCCUGUCACCUUUCCUUUUAACCCAUCCUCCCUCGCGCUAGAAACCAUCCAGAUUCCAGCCAGCCUGGGCCUAGGGUUCAUAUCCCGAGUCUGAAAGUGAUGUCAAGGCAAACAGUGAAAAUACAUUUCUUGCCUGAAAUAAGAACCCAUUAUUUCCAGUGAGCUACUGAAAACACAUUUUUAAAGAAAAUGUAGUGAUUAUCUUCCAAACAAGAGGUUAUUAACUUGCAUCACCUCAGAAUGAAAGUUAGGCCCCUUUGUACUGUUAUCUUUAUAGCAACACUCAUCCUUGAUCGCUUAGGUCUCCUGAGGUCACAUGCAGGUGAGAGACAGAAGGAAUGGAAAAAUGUGUCUUCAGCUGCCAGCAAUUAUUUUAAAUCUUUAGCACUGCAUCUAAAUGGUAUAAAAAAAAACAUAAAUUCCAGAUAUGAGCUGUUGUUAGCAGGGUACCAACAGAGACCCUCCUCUGUGAUAAUCAGGAGAAAAAUGGCUAUUGAUUACAUAUCAUAUCAGUUUAGGAAUCGAUGUUGUCGAACUGGAUCAAAGAAAUGAACUGGCAAUAUGUAUAGUAGUUAAUCAAGUAACUUUCUUAUGUGUGUCAUUAUGAUGUAGAGAUGUAAAAAGAAUGCUGGUUUGCUAUGUAGCAUAGAAAUCCAUUUGUACUGUAGUUUCCUGAGCAUUUUAAAUUGCUGCUACAUACUGUGUUCUUUAAAAUGUAAGUGAUAUUCUUGUUAGGCACUACAAAAUAAGCUUUUCUUUUAUCAAUUCUGUUUACAAUUCAAUCAGAUCACAGUUUUAACUGGAUUAUGUGCAGAUAUCUACAGAUUCACAUGCACAAGUAGCGGACACUGGAAAGUCAUGUAGUAAUAAAAUGUUCGUUAUUUAGGAGUAGGAUUAGACAGAAUGGCAAUUGUUGAUGUCAUUAUUUUUUCAAGACGUAUUACACUGAUGUGCUCAUUAUUUUUCCCUGGGUGGAUGUCACAGCAGGGUACAGUGUUUUGUGAAGUGACUUAUUUUUAGUUCCCAGAUAUGAUUCCUACAGUGCAUAUAUUCAGCCUUGACAGGUUUUCUUUCUUCUUAAUUUAUUAAGAAUUCAUCUCAGUCACUAUCUAGAGAGCAUUGUCAGAAUAUUCAUGAUUCAGGUCUUAAAAACCUUGAUUAUACUAUAAAUUAUGCAAAAGAAGGUGUAUAAUAAAUAAUUAUGAUUCCAUUUUUUUAGGCUUUGCAGCUUCUGUACAUGUUCUAGUACUACUAGAUACUUUAAAGAGCAUCCAUCAUGUUAGAAAUACUUUGACUUAUAUAAGAAAUAUAAGAAGAUUGCUGAGUUUUACAGAGGAUUUGGCUCAAUAAGACCCAGAUUCUAUGUUUUCAUUCUCAAACUCCUAUUAAACAUCCUGUAUUUUUUCUUAGAUAUCUUAUACAAUAAAUCUUUCAGGUUGUGCAAAAGCAAAUUCAUUAGGAACUCUGGUUCUGCAUUACAAUCAUAGAUUUAUAUAAUUUAACUCCUAGAUGGUUUAUAAAAAUGACAUUUUAUUAAAAUAUGUGCAAUAUUAUUAAUGGAAUUCAGAUAAUUUCAAAACAAUGAUAAAGAUUGUUAUUAAAAUAUAAAUACUGUCUGUUAACUUAUUUGGGCCUCAAAUUCCUCUUUUAUACAAUAAGAGGGUUGGACAACUGAGUCUUAAGGUCCCUUCCAUGUCCGACAUUCUCUCCUUUCAGCGCUUGGUUCCUAGAGAAACAAGCUGCAGUUACUCAGUAAGUUUAUCCUCCAAUGCAAAGACCAGCGUUUGGUACCUGUUAGGUCUGAGGGAUUAAUAAAACGUAGUAUCACAAGUCUGUGUAGCUAUAACCUUCUUCAAUGUACAUGAUUGACGUCUGUGCUUUUAGAAAGUUAAUUCAUUGAGGUAAUUUUUAUUGAGUCACAUACUGCUGUAUUCAGUUUGUAUACAUUUACUUGCAAAACCAACCCAAACACUACUAAUUCAAUCAGGUUCUCAGUUCUGCCUGGUUUGUCAAUGUGGUUUUCAAUGUGAAUCAUAACCACUUGGUUAGUACUGACUGUGUCCUAGUUUAAGAGCAUAGAUGGGACUUGGGUGGGGAGAUGCUUAAAAAAAUGCCACCAUGGUGUACACUGCCCACCUCAGGCCCAGGCACCUCCCCUGGCCCUCCCAGCGUAGUGCCGUGGGACGUGUCCCACGCCACCCUCAAUCUUGUCAGGUCUUCAAGGUCACACUGGCGCUGCCGCUGCCAUUGCAGCUCUUUUUCUCACCCCCAGACAACUCACACACUGACAGGUCUCUGGUCUGGGCCUUUGUCUCUCCUCUGAGUGCAGUCUCUCUGCUGGAAAGUGCAGCAGCCUGUCCACUCCUGGGCCAGAGGCUCUCCUGCUCAGGGAUGGCCGCACAAAGAUUCUGCUGCUCCGGGGCCCAGCCUGCUCCAAGCUCUGCCCGGAACCCCAGGUGGGGGUCUGAAUUAACUUCUCUUAGCAGCCUCAAGAUCUUUAGUCAGAACCAGAGAACCCUGCCACCAGGGAACCCCACUGCCUGGAAGUGACUCUGUGUACUACUUACGGGUGCAGCAGUAUUCUGCUGACUCUGGGAAUCCUUUGGCCACUUUGAGGACUGCUCACCCUUCCUUCUGUCCAUCCACACUUUCUCUUGCAGCUUCCAACACACCUCCAGCAGCCUUUCACCUGCCCAUUUCCCUCAUGCAAACUCUGUGUCCCAUCACCAGCCCACUCGCCUGAUCUGGCUGCAUAGAACCGGUGGAUGGAGUCGGUCCUCAGCUGCUCCCCACCUGCCUGGUGGUUUACCUUCAGGCCAAUCUUUGUACACUGUCUUCUUUUUCUCACUUCUCUCUAGUACAUUCUUCAACAUUUUCACUAAGUUACUUUUUCAUAAUUCCUCUCUGACACACAAUAGGAAUUAAAAGAAAUAUCUUGAAACAACAGCAGCUCAUUGUCUUAAUUGCCCCUUCUGAAUACUCUCCUCCCCACUCACCUUACCUACAGGUUCAGCUCCCACCUUGGAAUACGAAGUUGAAAAAUUAAAAGCAGCUUCCCUUAUUUGCUUUUCUUCGAUUCAGGCUUUGAUCUGCCUGAGAGUUAACUAUGAAGAUGGGGGUGAUGGAUAUGGAUAAAAUCCACGAAUGUGGCUUCACAGUUCCUUUGGAAGUUUUGAAAAAUCCCCACAUACCUGACACUUGUUUUGUAGGAGCAAAAGUACACAUGUAUAUAUUUCA